CUUGGGAGUUGUAGUACAGAUCCAGUCAGGGCUGGAACCAUGGCGGUGACCAAGGAGCUCUUACAGAUGGACCUGUACGCCCUGCUAGGUAUUGAGGAGGAAGCGGCGGACAAAGAGGUGAAGAAGGCGUUUAGGCAGAAGGCCCUCUCCUGCCACCCAGACAAAAAUCCAGAUAAUCCCAGAGCAGCGGAACUCUUCCACCAGCUAUCUCAGGCUUUGGAGGUGCUGACUGAUGCUGCAGCCAGAGCUGCGUAUGACAAGGUCAGGAAAGUCAAGAAGCAGGCAGCAGAGAGGACCCAAAAACUUGAUGACAGAAGGAAGAAAGUGAAACUUGACCUGGAGGCCCGAGAACGGCAGGCCCAGGCCCAGGGGAGUGAGGAGGAGGAAGAAAGCCGGACCACCAGGACACUAGAGCAAGAGAUCGAACGCCUACGAGAAGAGGGCUCCCGGCAACUGGAGGAACAGCAGAAGCUGAUCAAGGAGCAGAUACGCCAAGAACGUGACCAGAGGUUGAGAGGAAAGUCAGAAAAUACUGAAGGCAAAGGAACCCCCAAGCUGAAGCUAAAAUGGAAGUGCAGGAAGGAGGAUGAGUCAAAGGGCGGCUACUCCAAAGAUGUCCUCCUGCGGCUUUUGCAAAAGUAUGGUGAGGUUCUUAACCUGGUGCUUUCCAGUAAGAAGGCAGGCACUGCCGUGGUGGAGUUUGCAACUGUCAAGGCUGCGGAGCUGGCUGUCCAGAAUGAAGCUGGUCUGGUUGAUAACCCUUUGAAGAUUUCCUGGCUGGAGGGACAGCCCCAGGGCACGGGGGACCCCAGGCACCCAGGACUGUCAAAGGGUUCAGUGCUGUCGGAGAGGGACUAUGAGAGCCUGGUCAUGAUGCGCAUGCGACAGGCCGCCGAGCGGCAACAGCUCAUCGCCCAGAUGCAGCAGGAAGACAAACAGGGGCAGCCCCCAUAGCCCCAGCGCCUGCCCUCCCAGCCCAGCCCUUUUCUUAAACAUGACCAAUAAACUUUUUUUAAAGAGUC
Messenger RNA from Carlito syrichta (Philippine tarsier), 1022 nucleotides. It is a transcript of the gene DNAJC17, whose product is annotated as DnaJ heat shock protein family (Hsp40) member C17. Lineage: Eukaryota; Metazoa; Chordata; Mammalia; Primates; Tarsiidae. Gene Ontology annotation, biological process: spliceosomal complex disassembly. The record is from RefSeq and is a predicted model, not a curated record. Gene Ontology annotation, cellular component: spliceosomal complex. The transcript is spliced from 11 exons. Bases 40 to 954 code for a protein of 304 amino acids. Gene Ontology annotation, molecular function: RNA binding.